Molecule: messenger RNA, 1667 nt
Organism: Papaver somniferum (opium poppy)
Lineage: Eukaryota; Viridiplantae; Streptophyta; Magnoliopsida; Ranunculales; Papaveraceae
Exons: 9
Coding region: 356-928 (190 amino acids)
Source: RefSeq, a predicted model, not a curated record
AGCGGUUUGCAUCAAUGAAAUCAUAUAUUCUCCAAGAGUUCAUUACACCAAAAUAUUGGUAUGCUUGUGAUUUGAAUGACAGAUACGGAUGCCUCUGUGCUGUGUUGCUUCUUUCAGCUCUCAAGAAACCCUUGCUCCUUUUUAGCUGAUGCUGCUAGCUGUGUUCCCCUGGUCUUUCUCUAGUAGUUGAAGGACAAAAAACAACUCCUUCUGAUGGGGUGAAAUUGGAAUCACUAAUUAUGGUUUAUAUUGGAUCAAGGGAUGCUAACGUUUAACACACACAUUUGAACAAAAAGGUCUUUCGUUACUUGCUCGUGACCCACUCUAGUUGCCCCCCUCUCUUGAAAUCCUGGCUAUGCCCUGCCGGGAAGCAUAUGAGGAGUUUGAGCAUGUUCUUUUAGCGUUAAUGUUCGACAAAGACGAUCAGACUUCUCCAGUGGCAAGUGAGUGGUCUGAAAAGAGGCGGUUUGACAUUGCUGGCUUGUUAUCAUCUGUUCUUCGAGUUCACUUGCAAGCAUUUGACCCAAUCUUUUCUAUGACAUUGGGAUACUUGACAAGCAUGCACGAAGGAUUUUGCUUUCGCCCAGGCAUUUCAUCACCUGUUUCAGAUCUGACGGAGGGAUUGCUUAUUGAGGAACGCGACCCAGCUCCUACUCCACAAGAAAGCUUGCUAGAGGCACUCCAUUUGAGGAGAUCUUUUGUUUUUUUUUUGCUUAUUGAGGAACGCGACCCAGCUCCUACUCCACAAGAAAGCUUGCUAGAGGCACCUCCAUUUGAGGAGGUGGAUGUGCAAGCACUUGCUCAUGCUGUUGAUCUUACAAGGCAAGGGUUAUUGACAGUUUGCGGUCUGCUAAAGGAGAUUUGUUACAGGCAUUUAAGAUGCUUAUAUGCUUAUUACAGAAUGAAUUGUGCCGGUCCUGCCGGAUGAGAAUGGGUAUGUCUCAGUGCUUGAUGAGCUUGUUCAUGAGCAUUGCGUUUAUGGGGGUAUUGUGGAAUGUGGGAUUUCAUCAGGACAUGCAUCAGAUAUGCAAAGUCUUGGGAGAUCUUCAAUUACGUGUGAACCUGAUCCUUCCAAUGGUUCCUUGUUAGAUUGCUCUACUAACAUGGAUGUGCAGCCGUUUAAGUACUCCAAUGGUGAAACUUCUGUUGGCAAACCUGAUUUAAUUGGCAUUCAUGAAAUUAAGGAUUAGAAGUUUCAGAAGAUUAGAAGUCCUGAAAUCGAGAAGAUUGCAGCACAAGUAGUCCUGAAAACUAUAAAAAGUUUCAGAAGAACAGAGGUCAUGGGACUGGAGAAAGGAGUGGACACAAGAGAUGGAGAGGUAGGAAUGAGGAUUGGAAGUUGGUCGUGAUAUUCUCUUACUGGGACCAGCAAGCAAAAGCUUAGCGACCGUGACCAUGCUGCUGAUAAAUCUAUGCCAAACGAAAAACAGGUGUUUUGACUUUUAAACAAGGGUUUCAGUAAAACGUCCUGCUUCAGAGAUUUUCAAUAUUUGGAGGAGUACAAAUAUGAUAUUGUGCUGGAGAUGAAGGAAUUAGCGAGUAAGGGAGUGACCGUGGAGGUUGUAGUCUUGUAGAGGAGAUUAACGCCCUGGACCCUAACUUCUUUGUGCAGAAUCCUGUUUUUCUAUUUCAACUUAAAGCAAGUAAUUAUUGCCAUAUUUUGCCCU